CUUUAUAAGUAUAUUCAUUCGUUGAUCGUGUUUGAGCUCCAUGUUUUUCGCUAAUGUGUGCUGCUUCCAUUGCAUUAGCCAUAUCGAUGGACACAAAUUGCAUACGAAUUGCUUUAGGAACAAUCCUCCUCAUAUUGCCGUGUCUCCCUUUCCUCUCCAUAGCAGAGGUUAUUUAUCCUCCCCUUGAGCUCUUCAGCAUCAGCUGUGGAUCAUCCACCAACUUCACACUCGAUGGUCGGAACUGGAUUGGAGACAACAACAGUAAACUCCUCUCCGAAAGCCAGGGCUCAGUUGCUGCUCCUCCAAACACACCAACAACAAUACAGGGCCCUUACACUUAUGCUCGUCUCUCUCACUCAAAAUUCACCUACUCCUUCUCUCUCAAAGCAGGCCCAAAAUUUGUUCGCCUCUUCUUCUACUCAGUUUCAUACCAAAGCUUUGAUCGCACCAAAGCCUGUUUCUCAGUCACAGCUGGCCCAUACACCCUCCUUCGAGAUUUCGAUGCUUCCCUCAAUGCCGCUGCUGAUGACGACCCCGGCCAGCCCGACAUCUUGUUCAGAGAGUAUUGCAUCAACCUUGAAGAUGGUCACAAGCAGCUCAACAUAACGUUCAUUCCAAGCAAAACAGCUCAACAUCCAUAUUCGUACGCUUUCAUCAAUGGAAUCGAGAUUGUUUCAAUGCCCCCUUUUCUCUACUACACCAAUCCUCACGACUACGCUCGAGUGCCGCAAAUUGUUGGCACACUAUCCCAAUAUCAUAUUGAAAACAGCUUAGCUCUGGAGACUAUCUACCGGUUAAACGUCGCAGGAAAUGACAUCACCGCCUCAAGAGACACAGGUAUGCUCAGAACCUGGAAAGUCGAUGACAACUACCUAACUACUCAAAGUGCACCAUCUGUUGAUUUUGGGCGUAUAACUAAGCUGAGCUUCAAUAUGACUCAAAACUACACGGCACCAGACGAAGUGUACCGAACCGUAAGGAACAUGGGAAUGGGCUCUAUGAACAUGAGAUUCAACCUCACAUGGCAGCUUCCUGUUGAUUCUGGCUUCACCUACUUGCUAAGGUUACACUUUUGCCAGCUUGACCCGCAAGUUCGCCUGGCUGGUGACCUGAUGUUCUUCAUCUACAUAGAGGAUCAGUUGGUUACCAAUUGGGCAGAUGUUCUCUUAUGGACCUAUAACCAGAAGGGUGUCCCAGUGGUUAGAGACUAUGUAGUUUCCAUCCCGGUGAAUCAGAAGAAACCAAAUCUUUCACUGAAACUGCAUCCUCACCCUCAAAGCAACAUCAAGGACGCACAACUAAACGCCCUUGAACUCUUCAAAAUUAACGAAUCAACAGGUAAUCUUGCCGGACCGAACCCAGACCCUCCUCAACAAACCCCCAAGGCUCCUGUUGAAAACUCAAAAAAGAAAAGCAGCUGCACCACAAGAACUCUUGCCGCCGUCGCAGGUGCAGUUUCCGGUGUCGUUUGGGUCUCCCUUGUUGUCGCUUUCUUCCUCAUCAAACGCAAGAAGAACGUCGCCAUUGACAAGUGUUCCAACCAAAACGACGGAAGCUCUCAUGGCGAUGGCUCAUCAUCGCUACCAACCAACCUCUGCCGCCACUUCUCAAUCGAAGAAAUCAGAGCCGCCACCAACAACUUCGAUGAACUCUUCAUCGUUGGCACGGGAGGCUUCGGCAACGUGUACAAAGGCUACAUCGAGGACAGUUCAACACCCGUCGCAAUCAAAAGGCUCAAACCGGGUUCUCGGCAAGGUGUGGAUGAGUUCGUGACCGAGAUCGAAAUGCUUUCUCAACUUCGUCAUCUAAAUCUCGUUUCCCUCCUCGGUUACUGUUAUGAGAGCAAUGAGAUGAUACUUGUUUACGAAUUCAUGGAUCACGGAGCUCUCCGUGACCAUCUCUACGACACUGAUAACCCGUCUUUGUCGUGGAAGCAAAGACUUCAUAUAUGUAUAGGUGUUGCACGAGGACUGAAUUAUCUACAUACAGGUGUGAAGCACAUGAUUAUUCACCGUGACGUGAAGAGCACCAAUAUCUUGUUGGAUGCAAAAUGGGCGGCCAAGGUUUCAGACUUUGGGUUAUCCCGAAUUGGGCCCACAGGUAUUUCGAUGACCCAUGUGAACACUGGGGUGAAAGGUAGCAUUGGAUAUUUAGACCCCGAGUAUUACAAACGACUACGUUUGACGGAGAAGUCUGACGUGUACUCCUUUGGGGUGGUGCUCUUGGAGGUAUUAUCUGGGAGGCAGCCUUUGCUCCAUUGGGAGGAGAAAUCUGAGGUGUACUCAUUUGGGGUGAUGCUGUUGGAGGUGUUAUCUGGGAGGCACCCUUUGCUCCAUUGGGAGGAGAAACAACGAAUGUCACUUGCUAAUUGGGCAAAACAUUGCUAUGAGAAGGGAACUCUGAGUGAGAUUGUGGAUUCAGAACUCAAGGGCCAGAUAAAACCUCAAUGUUUGAACAAAUUUAGUGAGGUGGCACUGAGCUGUUUGCUUGAGGAUGGGACUCAACGACCUUCCAUGAAAGACAUUGUUGGGGUGUUGGAGUUUGUUCUUCAGUUUCAGGAUAGUGCUGUUAAUUAUGAAGAUAGCAGUAGCCAUAGUACUGUACCUCUUUCAGAUUGUAGUGAGAACACUGGAUCAAGCACGACAAGUGAUGGAGAUCGUAGCAAUGGCAGGAUGGAAUCUUUUGUGUUGAUCCCGGAUGAUGUUUUCUCUGAGACUAAGAAUCCAAAGGGACGAUGAGGUUGAAGCAGUAGUAUUCAAGUUAGCAUGAGUAUCAAUCGUGUGACCAAGAGAGAAUUUUGUAUAUAUAAUAGUGUUGGUGCGAUACAUUUUUGCAAAAAAAAAAAAAGCAGUGCUGAUAGCAAUAAACGAGGGUUGUUACUCCAACUAAAAAUUGAGAUAUUUUUCUUAUGAUUCCUUUGAUACUCUCAUCACCUAUUGUUAUACAACUGAUAACUUGAUAUACUUAUCCUGCUACCGAGGCAAUCGAAUUUAAUCGAAUCUGACACAGGCUUAUCCAAAUGGGCUGGGUCCCAUUUUGGAAGAAUGGUCUAUGAGGUGAGUCAGUUUGGGAGCAGCUAGCAACUGAGAUAAACCAACAGUUCCCUGUUCACAACUUCAAAGUUAUCGAAGCUGCUUUCCCAAUCCAAGCAGAGGUGACCCUAUACAACGCUGUGCUCAUACUGAAGAAAACUGAGACCAUUGCGCAUGGUUUGAAGAUGUUUAUACAUGUUUUAGUGCUUUUCGUUCAUACUUGUGUUGUUGUCUUCGUCUCAUCCCGUGCGUUUAUUGCUGCUGUGUGUGUCAAUUUAAUAAUUGUGAGAAUAAUUCCCUAGAUACGAAAUGCAAUGCUUCUUACUUUGAGCACUUGAUGUCUUUAAUCCCUCUCUGUAUGUAUACAACUGAAUGAAUGAGUG
Molecule: messenger RNA, 3415 nt
Organism: Glycine soja
Lineage: Eukaryota; Viridiplantae; Streptophyta; Magnoliopsida; Fabales; Fabaceae
Product: receptor-like protein kinase FERONIA
Exons: 2
Coding region: 54-2738 (894 amino acids)
Biological process (GO): protein phosphorylation
Molecular function (GO): protein kinase activity; ATP binding
Source: RefSeq, a predicted model, not a curated record